Macrosteles quadrilineatus (aster leafhopper) is the source of this 5071-nucleotide messenger RNA. Its product is annotated as nicastrin-like. Lineage: Eukaryota; Metazoa; Arthropoda; Insecta; Hemiptera; Cicadellidae. Bases 182 to 2290 code for a protein of 702 amino acids. The transcript has 15 exons. The record is from RefSeq and is a predicted model, not a curated record. Gene Ontology annotation, biological process: protein processing; Notch receptor processing. Gene Ontology annotation, cellular component: membrane.
GAAGCUAAGCUUAGCCGAGCUGUGUGUGUGUACACUAACUAGUGUGAUGACUAACUUGAAGAAUUGCAAUUGAGUUUAAUAAGGACUUUAGAACUAGUUGAAUUUUAGUUUUGAGUUGAACUGGUAACCUAGUCUCUACUCUCUUGAGUUUUUAAAGUUUAAUUUUUAUAAAUAGGCUAACAUGAUUACGCUAAAGUAUCUUAUUAUGAGCUAUUUAGGCCUACUUACAAUGGGACUAUUAUUGUUGUCUUUUCCAUUGGCUUCUGCCCAGCGACAAGAUAUUAACCAAAUGAUGUAUGAAACAUUUAAGAAUUCUGCAAUGUGUUUUCGUCUUCUUAACGGAACUAAUCAGUUUGGAUGUGGAACACCCCAGUCGGGCAGCAAAGGAGUGGUCCACUUUGUCAACAACCAGUCCGACGUCCAAUGGCUCCUACAGCAGUCGGCUGCUGGGCCUUACAUGGCAGUAGUACCUCCACAACUCUUCACCCGGAGUGUAAUGCUGCAAUUGAGGGAUUCUCCGAGAGUCAGCGGGAUUUUGUUAGCAGUCAACGAAACGCAGGAUAGACCUAAAAACAUGAGUCCGGACGACACCUGUCCUAAUCGCUACUCCAGUAUUGAAGGGUCUUGCAGUGACAGCGAGCCGUGGAACCCGCUCGGCUCAGGAUUCCUGCAACUCGACUGGAGGGUUCCUCUUUUCUUCAUCAAAGAUUCUGCAGCCAUAAAACAAAUACAUGAAUGUUUUGAGAAGUUCAACCUGCCGCUGGAAGGUCAAGGUGAAAGGUCGUUGUGUUCUCUACAGAUGACAGGUCACAUGUACGCAGCCGUGGAUACUCCCACCUGUCUGAGACGCAACUCUCUCAUCAACAGCUUCAACCCAUUGACCUACUGUGAUCCGAUGGGAGACAUAAACAUCUUCACGUCCUUGUUCCCGCAGCAGUUGUACUCGUCGGUAGCCAACGGCAGUGUGGUGUUAGUGACUGCGCGGUUAGACGCAGCCGCUAUGUUUGACGGUGUAGCGCCUGGCGCAGUCACUACAGUCACUGGCUUAGUUACUCUCCUCACUACGUCACACCUGCUCACCCGCCUCUUACCUACACAUAAGGACAGCUACACCAAGAACGUGAUGUUUGGCCUGUUGAACGGAGAGGCUCACGAUUACAUAGGCUCCAGCAGAGUUGUGUACGACAUGUUGCAAGGCAAGUUUCCAACGUCUGACGCACCAGUGUUGUUGGAACAUCUGGACCAGGUGAUUGACUUGCAUCAGCUGGACGCUACUAGACAGCUCAACUGUCACUGCUUCAUGUCAAACACUGCACAGACCACAAUCUCAACUCUAGUGUCGGCCAGUAAGCAGUUUGACGUGACUGUGGCAGGGUCGUGUAGUCAGGCCAAACAACAACUACCUCCCUCUUCUCUCCACUCAUUCCUCAAAGCCAACAUGUCCCUGCCUGGAGUCAUUCUUACCAAUCACGACAAAGCCUAUACGAACAUGUACUACAACGGAUUCUUUGAUGACUCAGUAAACGCAGCCUACAAGUACGCCAAUGGUAGCCAACCUGCGGAGACCAGUGUGCAAAACAGUAUUGCCAACAUUGCACAAACAAUGGCGCUUGCGUUGGCUAGACUGGUGGACAAAGAUGUGACAUGGCCGGCAAAUAUCAGUACAGCAGCCACUGUGACGCUGGUGGACGAGCUAUUGUACUGCUAUCUAGUGGACAGACAAUGUGGUAUGUUCCGUAACGUCUCGGGAGACACAGUGGUGGGGGAAGGUCCGCUGCCUUUGUACGUCGGAGUGUCUCGCUCGCCUAAUCAAGUCUCCACACUUACGCUCCUAACACUCGCCCAGCUUACAGGCAAACCUACCAAUGCUACUACCAAGGACCAGUGCUCUGCUCUGCACAGUGACACUAAGGUGUAUGUGUGGAUACACAGUGUGAAUGGAGACGCGGGUGUUUGUAUGGAAACUGGUAUUGUCUCCACUCUAGCUGUCAGCCCUGCCUUCUUUAUUGACAACUACAACUGGACCUCAGGAGAGUUCUCGUCUUGGACAGAGUCAGUAUGGCCUGAGCUGAGUCUACGCAUGUUCCUGCGUCCGUCACACAGCCAGGAGUUGAACACUAUGAUGGUUGGACUCGUUGUCCUGUUUCUCUCGUUCCUAUCCGUCUACUGGGUCAACCGUAACGCUGAUGAGCUUUUUAAUCCUCUGGUAGCAAAUGAUAUGCCGCGGGACACUACUUACUUACUAGAGCAAAUGAAAGACUCAGUUGUGUAUGGAAACGUGCACUUGUGAGCGCUGCUAGGAUCACGACGCAAAUCUCAUUUCUCUCCAGACGCUGGACUCGAGUCGCAGCGUCGCCCUUUGACCUCGGCGCGAGAUGUUGAGAUUUGCCUCUCGGAUUGGACCUACUUGAUCCCCCCCACCCCCCUCCACUGUGAUACUGUGUUGAGAAACUGUUGAUUAAAUCAGUUUUUCAUGUAGUUUCUAAAUAUUGGUAUUUAAUUAAUUUAGUUUGUAGUGUUUUUAAUCAUUAAAUUGUCUACUCCUGGUUAUUGGUUUAAAUUAAUGUAGCCUACAGUAUAUUUUUACCACAUGCUAUAGUUGUUACAACAUGUUUAGUGGCAACUGUCCCAACUUCAGUACAUAAUAAUAUGGCUAGUCAUAGGUAAAAUUUAACAUCAAACAACAAACACUUUGACGAAAUAUUACAAAAUAUGAAAAUAUAAAAACUUCAGUGGCAACUAGCUAUGUUUUUUUGUUCUGUUUAAUAUUUUCACAAUGUGUUUGGUGUUUUAAGUCAAAUUUUACCAAUGAAGAAACAAAUAUCUGAAAAAACGUGUUGUAACAACCUUUUGGAUAUUGUAAUAAUGUAAAUUAAUAUUUUUAACUAACUUAAAAUUAAAUUUUAACCCAGUUACUGUUUACAAAAUUAAUGAUACAUUUUUAGUGAUUCAACCUCAAAAUGUAAGUAACUUACUACAUUUUUAGUCAGUCCAAGUUCAAGAUCAUAUUCGGCAUGGGCUUAUUUGCUAUGCCGAUUUGAUCAUAACAAUUAACCAAACUUAUUUAGGUAGAAAUUAUAACUUACUGCACAUUGUGGAAGUUUUUGUCUGUCUUUCCAAGAUUUUUGGAUUCACCUUAGCCAUUUAAUUUAACUGUACCUACCAAACUAUUUUUCUACAUAGAAAAUUAAUUAUUUUUUGGGUCAAAAUUAGGCCUAUGCUAAUGCUAGUAAAGAACCUGUAUGGAAACUUAUUUUCUAUCUACAAAUUUUAGACCAUUAAAAUGAACUUUGUUGUUAGUAAUUAACUAUUUUGUCACAAUUGAUUAGUAAUUUUAUUGCUUCUGCAUUCAUCGUAUGAUUGUUGUCCUGGUACGCUACAACACAGCUUUUAAGUGUUAAUGAACUUAAGUUUGGUUGCAAGAUUUGAAGCAAAGUUACUUCUUGACAUAAACUGAAUAUAUGUACAUAAGCAUGACUUUAAGAAACUAUCAGUGUUUGUGAUGUUAUAUAGUCCCAAAAUGAAUAGGUAUGCUUUAAAUGUCUGUACAGGAAUAUAAAUUUCUUAUCGAUAUGGUCUGGCUAAUUCAUGCAUUUAUUUUUUAUUCUGAUGAUGAAAACAUUACAAUAUGCUGAUUUUAAGCUUCAAUUUUGUUUAAGUUGUAGACUGUGUUUACCAGCAAGAAUGUCUGUAAAAUUUUAUGUAUGUCCUGAUACCAAAACAAAUUAAUAGCCUACAAUUCAGACAGCAAAAUCAAUUCCUUAACUUAAAAAGUAAAAUUUUUGUAGACAGCAGCACACUCGGUAAUGCCAGACAUGAAACCUUAAACAUUGUCUUUCACUGUUACAACUGAGAUGGAAAGUCUACUUUAUGUAUCUAUUGUAUGUAGACAAUGUUGCUAAAUGCAAUGAAUUUAUUAGCUAGUUUGAUUUUUUAGGAUAAACUGUAUAUUUUUGUAGUUGAACAAAGAUUUUAUGUGUUUAUAUAAUCUGUGUUAAAGUAACUUAUUUACUUUAGUACUCCUUAGUUAGGUAGGAUUAAAAUCAAGUAAAUUAAUUCUGAUUACCUAUUUCAGCUCGUUACGUAGUACUUUUUCUGUUUGAAAUUUUUGGUAUGUAAAUAAGCAGGUAAACAAAAACAUUACAUAAUUAUUAAUUUUCAAAAAACAAUAUAAGCAGUGCUUUUGUCCUAUUUUCCAUAUUGAUAGGAUACAAAUUUUUCUUCCCACAGCUUCUGUAGUCCAAACGAACUAAACCUUUAGCUAUGUACUUUUUCAUUGUAUUGUCAGUGUACAGUUUUAUAAAAUAAAUAGACUUAAAAUUAUACGUGGUAUUCUAUCUAUUAAACAAUGACAUUUUAAGCUCUAUUGUAUAAAAUGAUUUGAGAAAUCUCUCUUUUCAUUAAAGUAUAGAGGUCGUGUUAUAGUAUAUUACGUUACUAGUCCUGAAAAUAAGUGUUUACCGGACGAGUGUGGUCGUUCCCGUGCGAGACGAAGUCGAGUACGGGAUUACCAUACGAGUCCGGUACACACAUUUUGGACGAGUGACGUACGAUAGUUUGCGCCAUACUACUAAAUCUGGACAAAUCCUUAUAUAUUUCCACCAACUAAAGGAAUAAAAAUCUCUAGUCAUUGAGAGGUUAUGUUUUUGUUUAUAACCACUCAUUGCCACCUAAAUACAGUACAAUCAGCUGAUUGGUGUCCGGUAAAACUCAUUGCAGCACAGUAGUACGCAAUGAAACCCCAUUUGAAUAAGCUGGCGGCAAACAGCUGUUUUCUGGACUAAAUACUUGCGUGGGAAGUUCGUCGAAAUAAUGUAGUGUGGCGUAAAAAUAAUUUAUAUAAAUAAUACAUGAGAUAAUAAUUGUGUAUUUAUGCACUUAUAGUUAUGUUUCCUAGUAUAUACAUACAUGUACUGUACAUUCACUUUUAGCGAGUUUCCCAUAUAGGGAAUAAGCUAUUUUAUGUUUGCAUUUUAUUUUUUUUAUUGUUGGUUGAUUAAAAAAAAAUAUCCUUAUGGAUGUGUGCAAUCUUUUAACAUUAGGCCUACUUCUUAAAACUGAAAAACUUGUA